Messenger RNA from Tribolium madens (black flour beetle), 653 nucleotides. RefSeq names its product geminin (gene geminin). Gene Ontology annotation, biological process: regulation of DNA replication. The record is from RefSeq and is a predicted model, not a curated record. The coding region runs from base 151 to 606 and encodes 151 amino acids. The transcript has 4 exons. NCBI's taxonomy places the organism in Eukaryota, Metazoa, Arthropoda, Insecta, Coleoptera, Tenebrionidae.
CAUUUGGCAAAAUUCCUGCGCUUGGGCAAACGGAGUUCGCCGAUCGCGGCCGAAACGUGUAUUGUGUUUCAAUUUGUACGAUUUAAUUCCUAAAUGGUGAAAAAAUCGUUAUAAAAUCCAGUUGAGUUGUAUUUUCCACACCCUGGGACCAUGAAGACCGUAAUUAAAAUCGACUCGCAAGAGCAGAAAGAAAACGUUAAAAACACACGAAAAACCCUCAGAGUGCUCCAACAGACAGCCACCGACAAGGAGAAUCUGGCCGGGAGGAUUCCCACCGAAAAAGACAAGUCAAUUCUCCGACACAAACAUCUGGAAGACAAGGGGGUACAAACUGGUGAGAGCACAGUCACUGCUGAAGAUUUGACCUCGGAGGAGCCCAGUCCUGAGUACUGGAAGAGACUUGCAGAAAAGCGGGACCAACUCCUAAAUGAGAGUUUCGAGGAGAAUGAGCGGCUGAGACAGGCCGUUGAGGCCCUCCAGGAGGAAAACAAGAUCUGUAAGGAGAUGUUGGACGAGUCCAGGCUUCUAGUCGAAGUCCUGCAGGAAAUGUUGAGCGAUGCUGAGACAACUGAAGUCGCAGAAGAAGCGACUGAAGAAACAAAUUAGAAUUUGUCACUAGUUUUUAAGUUUAAUAAAUCUUUUCAUAUUAAUAA